AUGAUUUUGCCCCACGCGGCUGUCCGCUCUCUUCAAGCCCUUUCGCUCAAUGCGGCCCGUCAACCCCUCCAAUCGUCUUCUAUCCAGUGCCCGAUCGUCCUCGAUGGACGGAUCCCCCAGAACUUCACCCUGCAGGUCUUCGACACCAACGAGAGCCCCUUCAACCCCGGCUUCACAAAGGGGCCCGCGCCGUGGUCCGAGAUCCUCCUGUUCCCCGCGGGCGUGACCCCGUCGCGCUUCGACGUCGUCUCCGAGCCGACGGCGACCAGCUUCAAGCCGCUCGAGGUCACCAUCGACGACAAGUCCAUCUUCGACCCGAGCGGCAACAACCCGCAGCUCGGGUUCCGCCGCGCCGGGCUGCUGCUCGGCAACGGGUCCGACGCGUCGAACCAGGGCGUCAUGACGUUCCACUGGAGCUCCCGGCAGGACCCUGCGCGCAAGCUGAACCUGACGCACGAGUACCUCACCUCGUUCCACGAGACGAACGACUCGGGCGGCGCGCAGUUCUCUCUGCAGGUCGGCACCCCGCUGGGCCAGGACGGCGCGGCGGGCAAGCCGGCCGCGAGCGACUGGAAGAUGCUGAACCGGAACAACACCGUCGUCUUCUCGACCCCGCUCAAGUUCGACGCCUGGCAGAACUUCGCCGUGACGCUCGAUGUCCCAAAGAACACGAUGCAAGUGUACUUCUCUGAAGGCAACGAUCCGCUGAAGCCGGUCACGGAGAUCCUUCCGAAUGAUAACUCGGGCGGCGGCGCCCUGCAGAUCGGUCUUCUCAAGAAGCCCACCGAGACAAAGACAGUCGUCUUUGACGGGUUCCAGGAGAGCAACAUAGACGAAGGGCAGAUCCUGGGGAGCAUUUUCGUCGAGGACAGCGCGAAUGGCUGCGUGUCUCUCUGA
Colletotrichum higginsianum IMI 349063 is the source of this 897-nucleotide messenger RNA. RefSeq lists its product as uncharacterized. The transcript is spliced from 2 exons. The coding region runs from base 1 to 897 and encodes 298 amino acids. The record is from RefSeq and is a predicted model, not a curated record. Lineage: Eukaryota; Fungi; Ascomycota; Sordariomycetes; Glomerellales; Glomerellaceae.